UCAACUUGAAGACAAUUAGUGAUCAGCCGUGAAAAGGCGUAGCGUCGUUUUGAAUUAGUAUCCCGUCUCAAUUGGUUUCCGGAGAUGGAAUGGUUCAGAGUCCUUCUCGCUAUAAUUGUUUGUUUCACCAAUUCCGCAUUGUGUGGAGUGGAGGAAGGGAAAAGUUUGAAGAGGGUCAAAAGAUAUAUUACGUUUCCCGAGGGGAGCGCUUUUUCCUUUGCUUUCUGCAUGACGAUAAAGGCCGUCACCCCGGACGACACGGACAUUUUCUCAGAGGCGGUCGCAGUCGCCACGUCCUACGAUCUACCCAACAAUUCCAUGACCCUGGGCAUCACCUACCCGGAACACGCCAUUUUCGGCUUGUCUAGGAGACACAGAAGAUACGUUUACUCCAGGGCAGAAUUAGUGCUUGAAAAGUUUCCGGAAAACAGGCCGCAGGAGGACGAACCAAAAGAUCAGUGGGUGUAUGCAGGGGCGUACAAAUCUGGCAUACUCAACUACAACUGCCCCGACCUUUAUCCGAGUUGCCCUAUUUCCUUGGUCGGCCUUCUUAUGAAUCUUAAGCCAACAAGAUAA
Molecule: messenger RNA, 576 nt
Organism: Cimex lectularius (bed bug)
Lineage: Eukaryota; Metazoa; Arthropoda; Insecta; Hemiptera; Cimicidae
Exons: 3
Coding region: 85-576 (163 amino acids)
Source: RefSeq, a predicted model, not a curated record